AUGCUGGGUAAGUGCAAGCAGACACAUCAAGCUAGCCUGCUUUUCGAAACAAUGGUCUCGGACGGCCUAAGGUCUGCAGUCGAUGUUUACACCUCACUUGUGGGUGCUUAUGCUGUAAACGGGCUUUAUGAUAAAGCCUUCAGUGUUGUCAAUGAUAUGAAGUCCGUACGUGAUUGCAUGCCGGAUGCGUUCACUUACUCCAUCCUCAUCAAAUGUUGUGCCAAGCUGAAAAGGUUUGAUAUGAUUGGGCGAGUUCUUGAAGAAAUGUCAAAUUCAGGACUCGAAUGUUGUACAGUGAUGUACAACACCCUAAUAGAUGGAUACGGUAAAGCUAACCGUUUCUAG
Molecule: messenger RNA, 345 nt
Organism: Striga hermonthica
Lineage: Eukaryota; Viridiplantae; Streptophyta; Magnoliopsida; Lamiales; Orobanchaceae
Source: the annotation of a GenBank genome assembly